Molecule: messenger RNA, 1706 nt
Organism: Danaus plexippus (monarch butterfly)
Lineage: Eukaryota; Metazoa; Arthropoda; Insecta; Lepidoptera; Nymphalidae
Gene: Idh3g
Product: isocitrate dehydrogenase [NAD] subunit gamma, mitochondrial
Exons: 7
Coding region: 82-1248 (388 amino acids)
Biological process (GO): tricarboxylic acid cycle; isocitrate metabolic process
Cellular component (GO): mitochondrion
Source: RefSeq, a predicted model, not a curated record
CUGAAAAUUACCUGUCAAAUUGGCCUUCCUUUUCCUGUGAUUAUCCAACGUACUUAAAAUAUUCAAGAAAAUAUUAUCAUUAUGGCAGUGAGGUUGCUCUCGAAAGUGAAAUGCCUGCCUGGGAUACAGGGAGUGGUAUACGCUAGUGGGGCGGCUGCACCAGCUCAGCUUUCAGAUUUUGAGUUACAGCAUAAGACGCCAGUAAUUCGUAAGCAGAAGAACAUCCCCAUAGCUCAGUACGGAGGCCGUCAUGCCGUCACCAUGCUCCCUGGUGGUGGAAUCGGCCCUGAAUGCAUGGGCUACGUCAGGGAAAUUUUCAAGUACAUCGGUGCCCCCAUAGACUUUGAACUUGUGAAUAUUGAUCCUAAUGUAGACAAUGAUGACGACGUCCAAUAUGCCAUCACCACCAUCAAGAGGAAUGGUGUCGGACUCAAGGGUAAUAUUGAGACUAAGAGUGAGGCAGCGUACGUAACUUCACGUAAUGUUGCGUUACGUAACGAGUUAGACAUGUACGCAUAUGUUUUGAACUGCAAAUCAUUUCCCGGAGUCAGCACCAGACACAAGGAUAUUGACAUCGUUAUUAUAAGACAGAACACAGAAGGUGAAUAUGCCAUGUUGGAACAUGAAUCUGUUAGGGGGGUGAUUGAAUCGAUGAAGGUGGUCACAGCGAGCAACUCGGAGAGAGUUGCCAGAUUCGCUUUUGAAUUUGCCAAGAGGAAUGGAAGGAAGAAGGUAACGACUGUCCACAAAGCGAAUAUCAUGAAGCUAUCAGAUGGGCUGUUCCUGGAGACAUCCCGUCGUUUGGCUCAAGAGUAUCCGGACAUAGAACAUAAUGAUAUGAUCAUUGACAACUGUUGUAUGCAACUUGUUGCCAGGCCGCACCAGUUUGAUGUUAUGUUGAUGACAAAUCUGUAUGGAUCAAUUGUCUCUAAUGUGGUUUGUGGUCUACUCGGAGGAGCUGGUUUACUCUCCGGGAGGAAUUAUGGUGACAACUACGCAGUCUUUGAACCUGGCACUAGGAAUACUGGCACAGCCAUAGCUGGCAAGAACAUUGCUAACCCAAUAGCCAUGAUAAACGCCUCGGUGGACAUGUUGGAGCACCUCGGACACCAUUAUCAUGCCGGUUUGAUCAGGAGAGCGUUGGAUAAAACCAUUAAUACCGAUAGAGUGCUCACCCCUGACUGCGGAGGAACAGCCAGUUCCAGUGAAGUGGUUGACAGCAUCAUGCAGAAUAUUGGCCGCUGCUAGGAAAAUAUCACUUGUAUGUAGUCGACUAAGGGCAUUGAAUUUAGAUCUUUCCUAACUUGUUAUUAGUCCGAAUAACUCUUAAAUGUUUUAAUAAUGUUUCUGUAUAUAUAUAUUUUUUAUUCUGUCCCACAGAAGAUUAUGUAAAAAUUGUUGGUAUCGGUCAUUUCCUGUUAUAAUCUGUAUUUGUAUUCAAUCAACAAAAGAGAUGAAAUUAUGGGUUUUAAUAGUAAUGAUGUACCGCCAAAGUGAACAAUAAAAUCAUCAUACUCAUAUAUCGGAUCGAGAUUAAUUACAGUCAUUUACUAGUAUUAUAAAAUAUUAUUUAUUGUCUUGUAUAUAACAUACUACGAACCAUGUGAUGUAUUAGUGAAUUUGUUUCAACGUCGUAAUAGUUACCAAAGUAUUGCUGUAAUGCCAUUAUUUAUUCUAUUGGUAAUAAACAGUAUCACAGAGACCAA